GUAAACAGAGGUAUCUAUCUAUCUAGGUAUAUAGUUUACACUCCCCGACGUUAAAUUCCCUCUAUAUCUUUAUCGAAUUGAGGCCAAGUCCACAAUCAAACUUUCGUUGAAGGAUGUCGAAGCUAAAAUUAUAUUACGAUUUAAUGUCUCAGCCAUCCAGAGCAGUGUAUAUUUUUCUGAAAGCGAACAGUAUUCCAUUUGAAGCUAUACAAAUCGCCAUUAGAAAUGGCGAGCAUUACAAGGAAACAUAUACAAGACUCACUCCUUUUCAGCAGGUGCCCAUCAUCGAUGAUAAUGGAUUUGUCCUGACAGAGAGUGUAGCUAUUCUGCAAUAUAUCUGCAUGAAAUACAAACUGGCGGAACAUUGGUAUCCAGUCGGAAAUCCCAAAACACAUACACGAGUGCAGGAGUACCUGAACUGGCAACACGCACAUACUCGAUACCACGGGACUAUGCUGUUUAGAACGCUGCUUCGACUACCACAAGAAAGAAAACAGCCAGUGAACAAGAAGGAGGCUGAAGAGUCCAGGAGAAACAACAUGGCGGUAGUGCAACACCUGGACAAAUACUUCUUAAAAGACAAAGAAUUUCUCUGUGGAGAUGACAUAUCGAUCGCAGACAUUCUAGCCGUAUGUGAACUCAUGCAGUUGCAUGUAAUUGACGAAGAUGGCAUCAUACAACAGAAUGAAAAGGUCAAGGCGUGGUUCACGCGUGUUAAGAGCCGACUGGGUCCUGCUUUUGACGACGGUCAUAGAAUAGUAUACAAAGUUCAUGACCUGUAUAAGAGUACGUGGAAAUCGGAAAUAGCGAAACUUUAAACUCUCCUUGAACAUGUGAAAGAUCAAGAACUGGAAAUAAUCAAAGUACUGAAAGAACUCAGGGAGUUGAAGUACUUUAAUAAUUUCUUCCUUUAAUACAUUGAAAUUAACCUCAAUUUCAAAGCAUUAUUUGAAAUUAUCAUGAGCCCAUUGCUUAAAGAUAUAUGCAUUUUAUAGACAAACUAAUAUCGAUGAUUUUUUUUUUUUAAAUUGUAUUGAUUAUUCA
Ostrea edulis (European flat oyster) is the source of this 1044-nucleotide messenger RNA. Its product is annotated as glutathione S-transferase theta-1-like. The record is from RefSeq and is a predicted model, not a curated record. NCBI's taxonomy places the organism in Eukaryota, Metazoa, Mollusca, Bivalvia, Ostreida, Ostreidae. Gene Ontology annotation, biological process: glutathione metabolic process. Gene Ontology annotation, cellular component: cytoplasm. Gene Ontology annotation, molecular function: glutathione transferase activity. The coding region runs from base 114 to 818 and encodes 234 amino acids. The transcript is spliced from 4 exons.